AUGAAGUUGAAUGCAAAAUCUCAUUCUUCACGGUGGGAAUGGGAUAACCUAUCAUUUUUCAAUACAAAAGAAAUUGAAAAUCCUAAAUCACAACCACCGAAUCGGAGUAUCGAAUUGGAUCGAGAAAACAAUGUCGACUUGUUCGAUACGCCCGAUGGAAGUGGUUGCUCUGGGUCUGAGUUAAUUCAUGAUUCCAUAUCAAGGUGUUCGAAAUCAUCAAAUAGGGAUAAGGAUAAUAGCAAAACAUGUAUAUUUUCUUUUGAAAAUUCUCAUGAUUUCAAUGAUAAGAUAGAAUUGUCUAAAGAAGAUCCAAUUGAAAGUUCUAAUGCACCAGAGCUUUCUUCUGUAUCUGGUGAACCAUUGCUCACUCUAAAACUUGGUAAACGGAUGUACUUUGAGGAUUUAAGCUCAGAGAGUGAUCCCAAAAACUUAUCUAUUUUUGGGGAUUCCAUGUCAAAUGUAAGUAUUGGAAAGAAAUGUAAGUCAGUUGGUAGGAACUUACAAUGUUCGCACUGUCAAGUUGAAGGUUGUGGCCUUGACCUUUCAUCGGCGAAAGAUUAUUAUCGCAAACACAGAGUUUGUGAAAGUCAUUCAAAAUCUCCUAAAGUGGUUAUAGCUGGUUUGGAACGACGAUUUUGCCAGCAAUGUAGUAGGUUCCAUGCUCUUUUUGAGUUCGAUGAAAAAAAGAGAAGCUGUAGACGACGCCUUUCACAUCACAAUGCAAAGCGCCGUAAGCCUUGUCCUCUUGAUGUUGUCCAAUCAAGUCAAUCAGUUCUGUCUUCUUCACGAUGUGAUGGAGAACAACAGAUGAGUCCAUUUUCUUAUUCAAAGACUGCUACAAAUUUAGCCGGCCAAAACAUAGACAACAAUGUGCUCCUCCAAACAAAAAAUUUUCUCUUGAAGCCUGCAAAAGAUAACAUUGACGCACCACGUGUAGAAGAUUUCAUUACCUUUUCUGAUACAAAUGCAACACAAGACUUUACUUGUGCUCUCUCUCUUCUGUCAACCAAUCCAUGGGAUUCGUAUGCGACUGAAUCUAUUUCUCUAGAACAUUCUAAUCGCACAAGCAGUUGUUCUCAAGCCAUAACACAUGCAAUGAGUCAGGGCACGCCGCUUGCUUCAUCAGAAUAUAUUAGUGAACAUGAUCAACGUGUCAAUUCCAGCAUGUGGAUCUCAAACUCAAACUGUGAAGAAAGCAAUCACUUUCAAGAAUUUCAACUGUUGAGAGAACCUUAUGAAUCUGGUUUUCACCAGUUGGACUAA
Messenger RNA from Lathyrus sativus (Indian pea), 1263 nucleotides. The record is from the annotation of a GenBank genome assembly. NCBI's taxonomy places the organism in Eukaryota, Viridiplantae, Streptophyta, Magnoliopsida, Fabales, Fabaceae.